GACUCAUCACAGCAUCAGAAUAGACAAGAAUUCACUGUGAGCUUCACAUCUCAUUACAGCUAAUGGACCAAUCAAAUCAGUCCACAGCUUCAAAACAUCCAAUCAGGCGUGAGUCUGGACCUGGUUUUCUACUGAACACACAAGUUCAUUACCUCACUAUCACUUUGUCUAAACAGGAACGAUGAUCACACUCUUUGUGGCUCUUUACUCUCUGCUUUGUCUCUGCACAACUGGAAACACUUCUGACAUCAAGGAGUUUCAAGUUAAAACAGUAAAGCCUGGAGAAGCUGUAACUAUGGAGUGUAACAUUAGUGGGGACAAAAACAAAAAUAGUUUUGCUUGGUACAAACAGAGUUUUGGAGAAGUGCCUCAGUUUUUUGCGAGACCGUACGCUAGCCCUCCUGGCUACAUAUUGGCUGAGCGAUAUAAUAAUAGCCGCUUCAGUGUUACUGUAAAGGACCAAAAGUUUGAUCUCAAUAUUAAUGAAAUAAGAGAAGAUGAUGGAGGAGAAUAUUUCUGUGGAUAUGUGGAGGGAACUAACCUAAAGUUCACAUCUGGAACACGUCUGCAGUUUGAAGGUGAAGAGAUGAAACCCUGUCCUACACCUGGAACACUUAACAAGAACACACACUCUGUUACACACCAGGGUUCAAACAGCAGUGAUGGAGAAGGUUCUUCAUCAAACAACCAUCAAACUCCCACCAAUCAGGCUGAUGAUGAAGAUGUCUUGAACUAUGCAGCUGUGAGUUUUGCUAAGAAACCUUCAUCCUCCAGAACAUCCAGAGACACGAGCCAUCAAGACGUUUAUGCACAAGUUAAAAUAAAAUAGAUAAAGAGAAAUAAAGUCAGAACUGAAAAACAAUAUGAAUGUAAUCAUCCCAGUUUGUACACAGAUGUGUUAUUUAGACAAAAAAAAAUUUAUUGCUGAAACGUUCAUUAUUAUUUCCAAACUGUUUACUUGUAUUAAUUUGCUCUACCUGAUAGAUCUUUAUUGUUUGCUUGUUUUAUUUCUUUUUCAACUUUGCAUUUGUACUCAACGUCCUACAACCUGUUUUUUCCCCUAAAAGUCUAACAUUUAAAUGUUUUUCAAUAUUUGCCUUUAAAAUCAUGAACAUGGUUUUUAUAUUCAAUUAAUAAAUAUGUUAAUAAAUAUGUUACAUCCUGAUCACUAAUCCAGGGGCGUAACAUCCUUGUGGUCCCCGGACACUGUGGCCAGUGAUGUGUUGAGAGGAAGCAGACUCAGAAUAGAGGUCAUCAUCAUCUGGGUGUCAACAGAUAUAAAUAAGUGUGAUUAUAAAUAACUUCUCAUCUAGACCUGUACUAUACUAUAAUGUGCAGUUGUGUUAACAGGAAAUUAUGAGCUGAUGAAGAGUUUAUGAAUAUCAGCAUUCAGUCAGUCAUUUCUGAAUUCAAGAUGUAAGAAUCAGUGGUGCUUUAUUGAC
Messenger RNA from Clarias gariepinus (North African catfish), 1442 nucleotides. RefSeq lists its product as uncharacterized. NCBI's taxonomy places the organism in Eukaryota, Metazoa, Chordata, Actinopteri, Siluriformes, Clariidae. The transcript has 5 exons. The record is from RefSeq and is a predicted model, not a curated record. Gene Ontology annotation, biological process: response to bacterium. The coding region runs from base 182 to 829 and encodes 215 amino acids.